UCAUUUCAUCUCCAGCAUAAAAUACACUGUCAAAACAAAAUAAUCUUCCUCUUCCGUUUUAUUGCCGCUGCCACUACUCAUUCCGCCGACAGUUCUGUGUGUCUUCCGCAGCCGCCGCCUCCGCCGCUUCUAGUGCUGUGUGUGUCCUUCCCGCCUCCUCCGCCGCUUCUAGUGCUGUGUGUGUCCUUCCCGCCUCCUCACUCCUACUCCCAUAGUUUUCUGUCUUCUUUAGUGACCAUGCCACCCAAGCUGAAAAGGUGUCAGAGAUCAACAAUGGCUCGGCCGGUGAGUUUCUCUGCUUUUUCGCGUUCAAUUGCUAAUAUUGCCACAAAUUACAUGAUCAAGCGUCAAAAGCUGUGCAAUGAACUAAUGAAAUCUCAUCCUACUGAACCAGGGGAUGGAGUUAUGAAGCACUCUUUGGAAGAAGAGAGUGAACUGUCCGAGUCAACUGGAGAAGAAGAGAGUGUACUGUCCGAGUCAUCCGGGGAAGAAGAGUUUGAAGGAGUCAUCCAAGCGGAUUUUGAGUUCUUUGAUCCUAAACCCGAUGACUUUCAUGGAGCAAAGGUCCUGCUACAAACUUACCUUGAUAACAAGGAGUGGGAUUUGACAGGUUUUGUUGAUUUGAUACUGGAGCAGACCACCGUGGGCACUGUUGUCAAAGUAGAUGGUGACGAAGAUGGACUGUUCUCUCUUACUACUGCCCUUAACCUGGGGAGAUAUAAGGAUCAUAAAUGCAUUAUGGAGAUAAAGGAAUUCCUUAACAACGCAUGUCAAGACAAAAGUGUUAUGGAUGAUUUGAAAUUACUUUUGGGAGAGCAAGCACAGUAUGUAGGUCUCUUGGUUUCUCAGCGUGUUGUCAAUCUUCCUCCCCAACUUUUGCCACCUCUUUAUGAUGCCCUGUUUGAUGAAAUUUUGUGGGCUACAGAAGAUGAGCCAACAGAGGAUCUCAGGAAGUCUUUUUGCUUCAAGUCAUAUUUGCUAGUUACUAAAAUUUAUAAGCACCAGAAUCUAGAUCAGAAGAAGAGACGAAGCAAAGACGAGGAAGCAAUACUGUAUAUUAAGCCUGAAGAUGAAAUCUUUUACAAGCUCUCUUCAUGGUCCUUCUGUUUUCCCUUGCACGCCGAGCAUUUGACAACUCAUGAGCUAAAAGAUUACCGAAUAAUGGGGUUAGUCAUGGCUGUAGACGCAAAUAAAAUUUCUAAAUUUCGAGAGGAACUGCAUUCUUUGAUUGAUGAAUCAUGAAAGUCAUAUACUCAUGUCGAAGGUGCAUCAUAUUCCAAGUUAGAACACAAUUUUGUUUAUUUGCACUGUGCUGCGGAAGUUUUGUGUUUUUUUCCUUCUGGUGCAAAUGAGAAGAAACCCGUGGAUUUUUAAUCACCCUUUGACCCGUAUAAUACAAGGAUAUGAAAGCUAAAACUUGUUACAAUAGUUGAAAACUAAAAGAUGUUAGUAAUAAUUUUUGUUUUCUAUACUGUAGGAAUUCUGUAUUCUGUGUGAACUUUUUUCAUUUAUACAGCUUCUUCCACAUA
Molecule: messenger RNA, 1529 nt
Organism: Mercurialis annua (annual mercury)
Lineage: Eukaryota; Viridiplantae; Streptophyta; Magnoliopsida; Malpighiales; Euphorbiaceae
Product: protein BCCIP homolog
Exons: 9
Coding region: 238-1242 (334 amino acids)
Cellular component (GO): nucleus
Source: RefSeq, a predicted model, not a curated record